AUGGAAUACAUAACAGUAAUGUCAAUGUCUCAAGUCACAGCUCCUUACAGUUGGUGCACAGAAGCAUAUAAUGCAGACAUAUUUGUGAAGACUUACAUUUGUGAAGUUAGGAGGAAUAAGGAAACUGGAUCCGGAAUGAGUAGGGUGAAAGUGAAAUGUGAAGGUGAAGUAUGGUCCUAUAGGUGUAGGGAUUGUUGUGUUGUUGAUGAUGAAAUGGGUAGGGUGGAAGCAGUGGCUUUAAUGGAGGCUGUGGUGUUUAAAGUGUACAAUGAUGGGGUUGGGUCACUGCACUCACUUUCUUCAAGAUUGGUUUUUUCGUUUAUACGCAGGGCAUUAAACAACGAACAACUGUGCAACCACAUUUAA
Molecule: messenger RNA, 366 nt
Organism: Sphenostylis stenocarpa
Lineage: Eukaryota; Viridiplantae; Streptophyta; Magnoliopsida; Fabales; Fabaceae
Source: the annotation of a GenBank genome assembly